CUGUCGACCGUAUGGUUGUGGCUAAGAUGUAACCCUGGGAAUAAUAUAUAUUUCAAAGUGUCGCCCGUCUCGAACAUGAUAAAAAGUAACACUUCAAUAUAAAUGGAAAGAUCAAUUGAUGUGUUUCUGUAGAAACAUUAAUCUACCGAUCUUUCGUUUCUGCACAAAUAACAUUAAAAAAUAUUAUAAUUGAGGAUAAAAAUGCCAGUAAAGCUCGUUACACCGAGCCGGGCGGGCUUGAUCAUCUCGACAGCAGCUGUGGUGUCGUUGAUGCAAUUGGCUUUCAUUUCACCCCCACCUUCAUCUUCAUCUUCACUGGAUGUCGGCCGUCAAACCUACUUGGAGAAGGCCUUGCGCGGCCCCAUAGCUCAAGACGACCCUCUGCUGCUGGAGUGGAUCCUGGACAAAACCGCGCCCCCCUCGCGGGAACCAUACAACCUUAAUUAUUUCUUCAGCGGACUGUCGGAUGAAUUCAACUCUUCCAACCCGUACAGUCCAUCACAGGAGUUCAUCUUGGAACAUAUUGAGAACUUCUUCGGGGCUCAGAUUAACAUGCCCUUCGUGUUCGUGGAGGCUGGGGCGUACGACGGAGAGUUCCUCUCUAACACCCUCAUGCUGGAGAAGGAGCACGGCUGGCGAGGCCUCUUGAUCGAACCUAACCGGAAAAGCUUCGAAAAAUUGCUUGCUAAACACCGCAAGGCGUGGGCCAUCAAUGCUUGUCUCAGCACCAAUCCAUUCCCGUCGCAGGAAUCAUUCACAACAGUGGAAGCGAGCGGAAAAAUUGACUUCAUUGCAAACGCGAUUCCUGGGGCGAAGCCUGGGCCGAACGGCAUGAACGACACCGGCAAGGCGUCUUCUCGCCUCUCCAGGUUCUAUAACUAUUCUGAUGACACGUUGAGACCAGCAGGCCGGGAGACCGUGCAGUGUCUCCCUCUCUACUCCAUCACCCGCGCCCUGAACAUGAACCACAUCAACUUGUUCUCCCUGGACGUCGAGGGCGCUGAGAUGGACAUACUCAAAACUAUACCGUGGGGCGCUCUUACAUUCACGAUGUUGGUCAUAGAACAUAUUCCAGGAGAUACGUUACUGGUAGAGUUCAUGGAAUCCAAAGGCUAUGCUCUCAUAGCCCAUCAAUAUCCAGACUAUAUCUUCGUCGUCAAGACUGCAGUCAAAUUCCAACUUCCAAUCUCACCAGGAAACAGACGCAAGAAAUUCUGGAAGACAUCAAAAAAGUUAUUAUGAUCUGGAAAAUAGCUUCGCCAAUAAGAGUUACGUCAUCGAAGUGAACUUCCAUGGGAGAAGUUGUUAAGUAGUCGAGUGAAUCGUCUAAGUUGUGUCAGGAAUGAGAUUUUUAAUUUAAUUCAAUUUCUACAAUUAAAUUAAGUAGCCAAACAAAAAAAAAACAUUUAAAUAAUUAUUGAAAAUUUAAUCACCAAAAUGAUGAAAGAUUCUCAUGUCCUUAUAUAAUGAUCCAGCUUUUGAUCGACAUGGAGGGCUGUGAGGUGAACCUAUAAAUCAAAAAUGACUUAGUCACAAAUCAUGACCGCUUCACUACUAUAUUCCUCCGCUAUAAUUAACUGCAUCAAUUUAUGUCUAUCUUAUGAAAAUUUAGUUAAUA
Molecule: messenger RNA, 1618 nt
Organism: Hyalella azteca
Lineage: Eukaryota; Metazoa; Arthropoda; Malacostraca; Amphipoda; Hyalellidae
Exons: 7
Coding region: 202-1242 (346 amino acids)
Source: RefSeq, a predicted model, not a curated record